AACGCCAUCAAAAUGAACGAUCUCGUGCACGAUCGUACCGGGUAAACAUGAUUGACCUUCAUCAAAAAAAAUUAGACAUAUAUAUUGGCAUUACUGCCCUACAUGAUCACUAGACGGUUAGACGGUGAGUACCGAGUUGGGCUCGAUACUUCUAGAAAGUCUUGCUCCUGAGCGGAUUUACAGGAACGUGGUCAGUUCAGUGAACAUUCAGGGACACCAUGAUCACAGCAAUACUGUGUUCGAUAGCCGUUGGGCUUCUUCUGCACUAUUUCUGGGAAAGAAGGCGGCGAAUGAAAGUAUUUGAACGAUUGGGCAUCCCGGGACCAUCGCCAAAUAUUCUACUUGGGAACCAGCUCGACCUUGCUGGGGGACCUUCCCGCGCGAUUGCAAAGUGGCAUCAACAAUAUGGAGACACGUUUGGUUACUUUGAAGGAACUGUCGCGGUGCUGGUGACCAAAGACUUGGACAUCAUCAAACAGGUCUAUAUAAAGGAGUUCAGCAAGUUUACAGCAAGAAAGCCAUUUCCAAUAGGCCCUGACCCAAAGAGCUCGAAGAAUGUCAGUGUCCUCUUUGCGCAUGGACAUCGCUGGAAAAGACAACGAGCCAUGUUAAGUCCGACAUUCAGCACGGGAAAGUUAAAACAGACACAGCCCCUGAUACUAUUGGGAAUCAAGAAUAUGAUGGAAGUGCUUGAAGAGAAGGCAAAGGAGGGCAAGGGCUUCAACAUAAUGACUAUAUUCCAAGCGAUGACUCUCGAUGUGAUUAGCUCUACCGCCUUUGGUCUGGACAUUGACGCCCAGAGGAACCAGGACGGGCAGAUGAUAAAGGCCUGCCGGGCCGUCUUCGCCCAACAGAACACAUACAACAUGCCACUGGUCAGGAAGAUUUUCCUCACUCUUUCUCUCAUCUUCCCGAGAUUAAACCAAGUUUUCUUUGGCUUAUGGCGUAGAAUUAAUGAUCUUGGCGUCAUACGCAGCAGUCCAUUCUGGCUCGGCCAUACGCUUAGGCAGGUCAUAAAGGAACGGAGAGAAUCGGGCAAGACAGACCGGCGUGAUUUCCUCCAGAUGCUCUUGGAUGCAGAGGCUGUUGAUGAUAUGAUCAACGACAAUGCUCUCACAAUGACGGACGAGGAUGGCGAUGCUAUGGAGAGCGGGGCUCGGACUAAGGAUAACACAAAAGGCGUGAGACUCGCAAAGAAGAUAACCCAGGAGGAAAUUGUCAGUAAUUCGAUCGGGUUUCUUCUCGCGGGCUACGAGACAACGAGCACCGCCUUGAGUUAUGCCGCUCAGGAGCUGGCCUCAAAUCCGCGGAUACAAGGGAAGUUACAGGAAGAAAUUGACAAAGUAGUCGGACAGGAGCUACCUGACCAUAAACACCUGGCACAAAUGCCUUACUUAGACAUGGUUUUCAACGAAGUGCUACGAAAGAAUACCAUUGUCCCAACGUUCAUCACCCGGCAGUGCCAGGAGGCGGUCCAGGUUGGCGACAUAGCUAUCCCUAAAGGGAUGACCGUGCAGGUCCACUCUCUGGCUAUCCACGCUGAUCCUGACCUGUGGGGGCCAACCGACCCAAAGGAAUUUGAUCCCGAGAGGUUUUCUCCCGAGAAUAAGGCCACCCGCCACCCCCUGGCAUUCCAAGCCUUCGGGACCGGCCCCAGGAACUGCAUCGGUAUGCGUUUGGCUUUGAUGGAAGGGAAGCUUGCGCUGAUUGCUGUGUUACAGAAAUACACUCUCCAGCGAUGUGAUGAAACUGAAGCAGUGUUAGAAGUGUUCGAACAGGGGACUCUUGUGCCGAAGAAUGGUGUCCAUGUUACGUUAUCGUCGAGACUGCCGUAAAAAAUAUGUUACAUCUACAAAAAAAUGACAUGUACUGUUUUGGGACUGCUGACAUUGAUUUAUUUGAUUUCAACGCGUGAUCGCGGAAGAACUGGCCGAGUCGUUACGAAUUCGUUCAUAUCAUUGCAGCGUGUGUAUUUUUCAACAAGGGCAGAACUGGACGUAAUCAUGCAUAUCCAUCACCUUUAAAUAUGGAUACUAGUUCUAGCGCAUAUAUACAUGCGAUGUCUAUAAAUGCCAUGUAUUCCGAGUUUAACAGUUUUUCAAAAUAGAUCGGAUGGUGGAAAUAGCCUGAGCUGGUAAACACUACGAAUCAUGCAUGAUAUAUCUGCUUAAAAUAUAGCAUCAUAUUUCAGUUGACCGAGUAUUGAUCUAUCAUUUUGUUAAUUUAAAUAAUCGAGAUUUAUCCAUUCGCAGCAUACGAGUAAUCAUGUAAAUACACGAGGAUCUGGUAAAUACGCAUUAUUGAAAUGAAUUGGAAUUCGUCAGCUCAUAAAUGGAAAAUUUUGAUCAGGGUUUCUCUUGUUAAAUUCUUGUAUCAACAAAAAGUUUGACAGAUUAAAAUGCACCCAUUCACGGAA
Lineus longissimus is the source of this 2416-nucleotide messenger RNA. Its product is annotated as cytochrome P450 3A4-like. Gene Ontology annotation, molecular function: steroid hydroxylase activity; iron ion binding; heme binding. The record is from RefSeq and is a predicted model, not a curated record. Lineage: Eukaryota; Metazoa; Nemertea; Pilidiophora; Heteronemertea; Lineidae. Bases 219 to 1835 code for a protein of 538 amino acids. The transcript has 13 exons.